CAAAGCUAUCCAAACGCUAUUAAAUUCUGACCUAAGCAAUGAUUAUGCAAUAUGAAUUUCAGGUACGCUAUCAAUAUGAAAACCUUGGCAAUCUUUUCGCUGUGCGUGCUGGCUGUCAGCGCCGGCCUCAUCGACAUCGACAUUGACAUCCUGUCCGCUCCGACAAACGUGGAAGUGGACAGGCUUUACAACAGCAUCGUUACCGGAGACAUUGACAGGGCCGUUGCUCAAACUUUGGCGCUAGAGGGACUUUCAAGGGGAGCUAUCAUUGAAGAUGUCGUUGACAGGCUCAUCAGGGAAAAGAAGAGGAACACCUUCGAUUACGCUUAUAAACUCUGGAGCAGUGAUGGACAGGAUAUCGUCACACAACACUUCCCUAUUCAGUUCAGAUUGAUCUUGGCCGAGAACCAUGUCAAGCUCAUCAACAAGAGGGACAAUCUCGCCAUCAAACUCGGCGCUGCAGUGGAUCACGAAAAUGACAGAACCGCUUUCGGUGACGCCAACGACAAGACCACAGACAACGUCGGCUGGAGAUUUGUUCACUUGUGGGAUAACAAAAAGGUGUACUUCAAGAUCAUUAGCAUUGCCCGUAACCAAUUCUUGAAACUGGGCUCUGCUGCUGACGACGCUGGUGACCACACCGCUUAUGGGGACAACAAAGCCAACACCUUCAGACACCAGUGGUACCUGCAGCCCGCUUUUGUCGAAAAGGAAGUCGUGUUCAUCGUCUACAACCGCGAGUUCAACCAGGCUCUGAAGCUCGGCAGAGCAGUGGAUUCGGACGGAGACCGCAACGUAUACGGACACAAUGGAGACGUGUCCGGCUCCCCUGAACUCUUCGGUUUCACUGUCUCUCCUCUGUAGAAAGCACCAUUUAUU
Messenger RNA from Bombyx mandarina (wild silkworm), 879 nucleotides. RefSeq names its product microvitellogenin pseudogene. Lineage: Eukaryota; Metazoa; Arthropoda; Insecta; Lepidoptera; Bombycidae. The record is from RefSeq and is a predicted model, not a curated record.